UUGACGAUGAUAACACAUGAUCUGUGAGCCGGAAAUGCAGGAGAAGAAGGGAGAGCAGGGCAGCGGAUGGGCUCCCCGUGUUACCAGCCAGCGCCUUUGUUCCGUAUCUUUUCUCCACUUCGUAUUUUCUUGCUUUCGCUUGCGCUCCGGAAGUGUACAUAUACAUAUGGUCUGAUUUACGCAGUAGACCUAGCAUCUCGAGCGGUUUUUCUUGGCGGAUUAAGCAUCUUUUCCCCGAGACAAGAGAGAAGAGAGGGAUGGUCUUUCGGGAAAUAUAUCUCGAUUCUUUCCUUCAGGGAGGGGGGGUGGCAAGCUGGCUGGUUGACUGGUUGAAAUGGUUGAGACUUGGGGGUUUCCGCAGUGGCGGCAGCGGCGCUUACGUUUCUUUUUCCCCUUGCUUGGCCUUUUUCAGGAGGAUCUAGUGUCUGCUGCCACGGCCCUCUUUGUUUUUCCUAUGGAAGCGAAGAAAGCAGAAAAGCAGCAAACGGAGGUGCGAGGGAUUGGCAUUCUCUCGUCAUUUCACGGUGCUGGAAUGUGUGAGUGUAGUUGGGGGUCCCCGGUUGUCAAAGGUUGUCAAUAUGUCUGUAUGCACAGCACCAUGGCUGGGAGCUUCCUGGUGCAUAUGCAUGCGUAGCGUACGUAACCAUGAUUACUAAGUACCUAAAACACACUUCUUUCCCCUCUGUGUUUCCUC
Molecule: messenger RNA, 694 nt
Organism: Microdochium trichocladiopsis
Lineage: Eukaryota; Fungi; Ascomycota; Sordariomycetes; Xylariales; Microdochiaceae
Exons: 1
Coding region: 335-634 (99 amino acids)
Source: RefSeq, a predicted model, not a curated record